Molecule: messenger RNA, 402 nt
Organism: Penicillium nucicola
Lineage: Eukaryota; Fungi; Ascomycota; Eurotiomycetes; Eurotiales; Aspergillaceae
Exons: 1
Coding region: 1-402 (133 amino acids)
Source: RefSeq, a predicted model, not a curated record
AUGGACAGACAGCCAGCUGAUGACGCUCACACCAAGACAACGGAGAAUUGGACACCUGCAUCCGUUCGCUCCGAUGGUUCGGUUCGCAAAUCAAUCCGUAUGCGCCAUGGGGACAGAUAUAUGCAUCCCCGAGCUCGUGAAAGCGAUACAAUUCAGACCAAUUCUCCCCUCCCUGAGUCUGCCGACUUGAUGGACUGUACCAGCGAGCCUUUGACCGCCGAAAUGACCGACUUGAUCUCUUCUAACAACAACAUCACUGAGAACACCAAGUGCCAUGAUGAUGCCCAGGAAGGCAAUGGCUAUAAGAAGGCGACCAAGCGUGAAAUAGAACUCUCCCUCGUGGAGCUUAAACGGAUCAAGCCUGAGAAUGAGGCAGACCUCAUGGAUCUUGAUGGUCCAUAG